AUGGAUCAAGACCUCAUCCCCGCGGGCACUACCGUACACGUCCCACACACGCUCGUCGGCACCCGCCGCUUGUCAAUGCUCAAUGACGACGACGCAGGGUGGACGUCGACCUCCACGCCGACGUGGAUCAAUCUCCGUUUCCCAGCCCCAAUCACGGCCAGCAGGAUAGCCAUCACGUUCCACGGUGGCUUCGUCGCCACCUCAAUCAUCCUUUCUGCUAGCAAGAAGCUCGCCAAGGUGUUUCCAGAGGACGUGAACCGGCGGCAAGUGUUCCAAUUCCCAAAGACGGAGAUGGAGACGUUGAAGCUCGAGAUGCCGGGGAGUACGGAUAACCAGGGGCGGAUUACGGUUUAUCGAGUCGAGGUGCUCGAAUAG
This is a messenger RNA of Cutaneotrichosporon cavernicola, 375 nucleotides long. RefSeq lists its product as uncharacterized. Bases 1 to 375 code for a protein of 124 amino acids. The record is from RefSeq and is a predicted model, not a curated record. The transcript has 3 exons. NCBI's taxonomy places the organism in Eukaryota, Fungi, Basidiomycota, Tremellomycetes, Trichosporonales, Trichosporonaceae.